CGUCUUGUUCUGGCUUCAGCUAGUGAUUAUUUUCAUGCUAUGUUCACCGGUGAAUUGAUGGAAGCCAGUAUGAGCCGUGUUCAUCUAGAAGGCACACAUCCAAUUGCUGUGAAAGCUUUGGUUGAUUUUUGCUAUAGUGAUUUCUUAGGCAGCAAUUAUACUUAAUAGAAAACAUAUGAUUUUAAUCUUUGAAAGAUGAUAGAAAAAUUCAAAUUAUCAAAAUUCAUAUUAAUUGUCUUACAGUGGAGAUUUUGAAAAGAAGAAAAAGGGAAGUACUUUCAUUUAUUUUCAAGUAAUUGGAAGAUAAUGUUUCUGAUCUCCCUUGAUUGCCCAUUGAGUUUUUAUUUUUAUUUUCUCUUUUUAGUAAUCAAUCUAUACAUCACACAUGAGAUGACUGAGUAGGAAAGAGAAAUGAAAUCUUAAUUGUUUAUUACUAUAGUGGUUUACCAGCCUCUAAAGGAAAGCAAAAAUCCUUCAAAUACUGCAUCUUAACUACCCAUAGUUAAAAGGAGAAAUAUCUCUGAGUGAAGAUAAUGUUGAAACAAUACUUUCCACUGCUAAUAUUCUACAGAUUGCAGAAGUGGUAAAAGCUUGUUGCACAUUUCUAGCCUGUCGUUUGCAUCCAUCAAAUUGUAUUGGAUUUUCAAUUUUUUCUGAAUCUCAAGGCUGUAUGGAUUUGCACCAAAUAGCUCAUACAUAUGUUAUGGAUCAUUUUAUGGAAGUGAUUUUAAAUCAAGAAUACUUAUCACUCUCAGUUGACGAUGUCAAAAAACUUCUAUCUAGUGAUAUGUUAAAUGUUCCAAGUGAAGAAAAAGCUUUUGAGUCUUUAAUGCUUUGGGUAAAUUAUGAUUUGGCAAACAGAAAAGAUGAUUUACCCAGCCUUUUAGAAAUGAUUAGACUUCCUCUCCUGUCACCUCAGUAUUUAACGGAUCAUAUUGAAAACAACCCACUUCUUAAAGAAAAUAAUCAUUCCCGAAAUCUUAUUAUGGAAGCCAUGAAAUAUCAUCUUUUACCUGAACGUCGCUCAUUACUUCAUUCUCCUAGAACUAGGCCCAGAAAAUCCACAGUUGGUUCAUUAUUUAUGAUUGGUGGUAUGGAUGGUGGUAAAGGUUCAUGGCGAAUUGAAAAGUAUGAUCUCAGAAGUAAUACUUGGAGUAACUAUGGUGUGAUGACAUCAAGGCGGUUGCAGUUUGGCGCAGCUGUGAUAGAUGAUAAAUUAUAUGUUGUUGGAGGCCGAGAUGGUCUAAAAACUUUAAAUAUAGUUGAAUGCUAUGAUUUUAAAACUAAAACAUGGACAGCAAUGCCUUCUAUGUCCACUCAUAGACAUGGGCUUGGUGUUGGAGUAUUAGGAGGUCCUAUGUAUGCUGUUGGAGGCCAUGAUGGUUGGACUUAUUUAAGUGCUGUUGAGAGAUGGGAUUCCACUACUCUUCUGUGGAGCUAUGUAGCUCCUCUAAAUACUCAGCGUAGUACAGCAGGUGUUGCUGUUCUUAAUGACAGGUUGUAUGCUGUUGGAGGACGAGAUGGAAGUGCCUGCUUGCGUUCUGUAGAAUGUUUUGAUCCUCAUCGAAAUAAAUGGACUUAUUGUGCUCCAAUGUCUAUUAGAAGAGGUGGUGCUGGAGUAGGUGUAAUCAACAAUUAUUUAUUUGCACUUGGUGGCCAUGAUGCACCAAUUUUAAACCCAGGAGUUUCCAGAUUUGAAUGUGUUGAAAGAUAUGAUCCCAGAACUGAUACAUGGACUUUAGUUGCACCAAUGCGAAGAGGAAGAGAUGCCAUUGGUGUUGGAAUACUAGGGGAUCGCUUGAUAGCUGUUGGUGGUUAUGAUGGACAAUCAUAUUUAAAAAUUGUUGAAGCAUAUGAUCCUCAAAACAAUGAAUGGGAAGAGAUUAAAGAACUUGAAGAUGGGAGAGCUGGAAUGUGUGUUGUAGUUGUAAAGGGUUUCUAACUAAAGUAGAUGGUUAAUCUUCAAACAUGAAACUUACAGUAUUGUAUAUGCUUGUUCUGUUUCACUGGUUCUCAACUGUUAGCAGCUAUAGUUUUUUUUUUUAAUAUCUAAGUAUUUUCAUAAAUGUUUUGUAUAUUCUUUUGAAAUUGAGCUUUGUAAAAAUACUCUCAAUUAACCUUUAAAAAUUUGUCAUGGCAAUUUUAUUUAUCUCUUAAUGAUAGUAUUAUCUUUAUAAUUUCUAUCAUUUUUUAAAAUUAGUUAUAAAAAUCUAAGUAAUAUAUUAUAAAUUUUAAUUUAUUUGCUUUUAAUAGAAUAGAUAAUAUGCUUAUGUGUCUUAAUUGUCAUAAAACUAAUGUAUCAUACAGUGAUAUAUCAAAGUAGAUUUCAUAAUUCUGGAUGUUGUGAACUUAAGAUUUGAAAAUCUAUAUAAUUUUUAUUUGUAAGUGCUACUAAAUAUACAAAGGAUAAUCAAUCGUUGCACUGUUUUAAACAAAUGGAACUUCUAAUAUUUGAAAAGAGAAUAUCGUUGAUAUGUAGACAAUUGAUUUCACUGUUGAAAUUUUAAUUGUUUAAAUAUAAAAUAUGUGUUCACUAGUGUUAUUUUUAUAAGCAGUGCAAUAUCCCUCUAGAAUCCAAAAUGAGGAAUCCAAAGUAAUAACCUAUACCUUAAAAUAAUUAUCAUCUUAUUAUAAACAUUAACAUAUUCUUUUCUACGAUGUCUCUUGAAGACUUGAAACCAAGUGAGCUUAAACUAAAUUGCAAUAUGAUCGAUUACAUUUGGCAACGUCCAGACACUGUACUUUUUAAUGAAAAUAUAAGAUUAUUUAUAUUAAUUUUAAGUUAAAAAAUACUUUUCGAAUGUUGUUUGUAUCUGUACUAAGAUAUAAUUUUAAAUCUUUUAUCAGUUUGGAAUUAAAUAAAAUAUAUACGUGUAAAUUUCUCUUUUAUAAUUGAAGAUUUUGCAUUCUAAGGCUUGUGAUAAAUGCACAGUACGAAGUUAGAUUUUUGAUUAACUCAGCAUAUUAAUUUUGUUAAUAUUGCUAAUGCUGCAUUUUUUUCAUUUUGUUAGUAGACUCUUUAUCAUCAUUAGAAUUAUUUACUGUUUUUAACUUAAAGUCCUAGCUGGAAAAUGUGUAUCACAUUGGGGAAAAAAAAAACUUUGGAUAUUUCAUUUCUUACAUAUAACUACUAAGUUCUUUGUGUAAGAAAAAAAAUUAUUAAUUUUUGAAUUUUCUUUCCCAGUAGACACUGUGAAUCAAUAUUGUUAAAUUCUGUUUUAAUAAUUAAUAAUAAAAUAUCUAUUUAAGUUUCAUUACUCCCUCCUUUAUUUUUUUAUUUUAUUUUAUUUAUUUAUUUACUUUUUUGCAGCAUUGCUGAUUGUAUAUUUAUUAAUUAUUUCUGAAUAUCCCUCCUCCAUUUCUCCUAGAAAUGUUUUUGUAUGAUUUCAUACAAUUUUUCUCUGAUUCUGUUAAGUGCUCUGGGUUAAAAAUAAGAAAAUAUGGCAGAAAAUCUUUUAUAAUAACUCCUAUUUUCAAAUCCAAUAUUUGUUAGAAUGGUUUGUUGAGAAGAGCAGACUUCCAUUAAUUUUUGUUCUUAGAAUAAUGAUUUUUUUAAAAUGAAAGACAAAAUUUUUUUUCCAAUUAUUUUCGUCGAAAUUAUAUAUAUUUUUUAAUGUAAUAAUAACUCUGGUUUUAUAUAAGUUUGUCUUAAAAUUUGUAUUCGUACAAUAAAAUCUUAUGAAUGGUUUUACUUGGUAAACCACAUAUUCAUUUUUCUUUAAGAUUAUAUUUAAAAACCUCUCCAAAGACUGUCUCUGAGAACUUCUCAAAACUCAGUAGUGGUUGAGAGUUUUUCCCUCUAAACUGAAAAAUUUGACUUUUUCCCAAUUGAUGGCUCAUGUAGUGUAAUUGUAGGGAUGCUGCAACUUUUAACAUGCUACUGCACACUAAUAUAUAUUUGUACCACUUACGUUUUUUAGCCUUUCUCAUUUAUUUUGUGUAGUGAAUUAUUUAAUUUAUAACUUUAUAUCAUGUUUAUAUCAAAUAAUUUAGUAUUUUAAUUAAUUAAUAUUAGUUAAGCUGGAAACUUAUUUUUCAGUUCCUUUUCCUUAAUUAUGUUUGAAAAGAUUCUCGUAACUGCAGAUGAAUUAUAAAAUGGCAUAAAAUAUUAGCGCAAAAUUAAUUUUGUUACCGUUUAGCAAAAAAAAUUACAUUGUCUAAUCAAUAUAAAAAUUUUCCUAAUCAAAUGCUAUUUAUUAUUAUUGUUAAAAAUUACUUAAAAAUUAAAUCUAUUCUUAUUUUACUUCCAUCAAAUACAUUAUAAACCUUUACGGCAAUGCUUGCAUAACUAUUGAGGAAUGAUUAUUUGGUGAGCUUGCGAGGUCCAUCUCCAAAUAGCCUUAGUGUUGCUUUAAAAAGGGGCAUCAAUAUAAUAAACUAAACUAAUUUAAUAACAUAACAUCAAAGCAGUUAUAUAUGUUCCAUCCAAAUUCAUAUGGUGCAUCUCAGAAAAAAUAUAUAUUCAUUUUUAAUGUUAAACGGAAAGUUCAUCGCAGGCAUCUUAAUAGGAGAUACAAAAAUGAAAAGGAAAAAAUAAUAAUAAUAAUUUAUUCGUUUGAAUCGAUCUAAAAUAGCACUUUGAUAUAUUUAAGCGAGAAUGCAUUUAUUAUUUUCUUUUAAAAAUUCUGUUCCUUGAAAUUUUACCUUAUUUUAUUUGAAGAUGAGGCUUGUUAAACUGUGAAUUACGAUACCAAAUAGGAUCCUAUAUUAAAAUACUGAGAUCGCUGAAAUUUAAAAAUCUUCCUUUCAGAUUCGCAAACAUUUGUAUCAAAAUAUUACCUGGAUUGUAAGAAAUGUCAGUGAAAUUUAACUACUAUAAAAAUUGUUUUGAAUUAUAUGUUUAUUUACUAUAAUUUAUUUUUAAUUGCCAUUUAAUGCCUACAGAUAGGAACUUUAUUUUCUGCCUACAUUUUCCCUCGCGUUUCACUUGAAAAUCAUAAGAUCAUUGCGUUAGAUCGUUGAUGAAUUUAAAUAUUAAAUGCAAAAUAAGUAAGGAUUAGAUUUACAUAAUGACAAAAAGAUGGAUGUGUUGCAGUACCACAUUAUCUAUCCCCAAACUGUCCCUGCAUUUUUACUUUCUGUUUGGUUUUGAUUGUGAAAAGAAAGUGCUAUGUAAUAAUAAGUUUAAAUUUCAACUAUUUUUUAGAAUUGAAUUGCUAACAAACCAAAAUUUACUACUAUAAUUGAAAAAUCCUUUUAUUUACAUAAGAUAUUUCAAUUAUAGUUGUAGACAUUGACAAAGAAAUAUUACAGUCGGCACUUUCUUUGUUUUCGUUAUGUUAUUCGUUUCGAAGAACAUACGUAAUUGAAUUCUUAAUUGUUUUUGUAAUCGACUGAUCCAAAUUAAAUGUGAAUAUUUCCACUUCAUUAAAAUAUUCCGUUGUUAGAUUUUCAAUUUAUAAUAUGUUGUAGACCUCUCCAGUUUUGAAUCUCUGUUUAAGAGAAUGAAACAAUGAAUUUGAGAAACAAUUAAGUUCGAAUCACUUUUUCCCCCUUCUUUAGAGAUGCGCUCAAAAAGUGAAAGUACAAUUUACAGGCAUACAUAUAGCAUUUAAAAGCUUUAACUAAUAAUAAUUAAUUUAUUAAAGUAAUUAAUAGCACUUCCAAAAAGUGUCGGUGACAUCAAAUACUUUUAAUCAACUGAAAAGAAUCAUAUUUUUAUCAUUUUUAGGGGCUUGUUGUGAUGCAGUAUGCAUUUAUAAAGGUAAUGAAGCAUUGGUUAAUGUUAAGUGCUUGCCUUGCCUUGUAACAUGGAAGUGAAACUGAAGAGAAAAUGAUCUAAAAUUGAUACAGUGGUUUUCAAAAAGGUUAUUUGUGCUUAAUACAUUUUCUGCUCUUACAAAAUAUUAAUUGCCCUGAUGGAACAGUUUUGUUUAUUGUUUUAUAAUUUUAUUAAUUCUGUAGUUUAUGUGUGAUAGAUUCAUUAAUUUUAUUUCGUAUUAGUAUAAACUAGUUGUGUUGACUCUUCACUAUGAUCUCUGAACAGUGACAUUUUAGUGGGACAUGGAAUGUAUAUUCGCAUUUUAAUAGUUACUUGCACUAAAUAUACUUCUUGAUUACUUUUAAUUGGUUUAACUGAUUGAGGACCACUGUAUGAUAGUUGUUAUAGUUUUUAAUGUUUAUAUUUGUAAGAUACAUUUGCAGUGAUGUAGAAAUUUAUUUAUUAAUUAAAUAUUUGGCUUCAUAUUAUUAGUGAAAUGCUAUUUAUAACCUUUUACUGGUAAAACUUUAAAUAUUUGUACAAUUUUGCUGUGCAAAUCUUUGACAUGUUGCUUUCUUGCUCACAAGUAAUCACAGAAUAUUUAUCGAGCUUCAUGUGAGCAAGUAAAACGAACUUAUUUUUCCUGAAAUUCGUCAUGUCAUACUCAGUACAUUUGUGUGAGAUUUGAUCUCGUAUUUGUCAUGUUUGAAAUGACGUGAGAUAUUAGCUUUAUCUCGGUCGAGUCCUCUCUAUCAUUAUUCUCUGUAAGUUCUAAUAUAAUUUGAUUUCUCUUUAAAUCAUACUUCUAUUAAGAGUUUUUCUAUUUUUAAAAUUUAUCAAACUGUGAUUUUAAAAAAAUAGUAAUUACUGAUCUGUUAUUGUGUUUUCUUUGUUGUGUUAUAAAAUGUAUUAAAGGGAAUCAUUUUUAAUCAAACGAAAUGAGCAUUCAUUGCUUCAUUUCAUUUGAUAUUUCCUAUUCUUUUUUAUCUUGUUGUAUAUAUUAGUAUCAGAACUUUUACUGCAAAUAUUUGUGUAAACAUAUGCUUUUAUUAUUUUGUAUUUCAUAAAAUGAGAUGUUGUAAAUUUUAAAUAAUGAUCAUUUUACUCUCUGAGAAAAAAUUUUAAACUAGAUUGUGAUAAAAUUUUUUAAGAUUAUAUCUAUCCCUUUGUGUGAGUAAUGUAGCAUAAACUUUGUGCAAUUUUUUAAUAGUUUUGUUAAUAUUUACUAUUUCUUAUAAAGCGUAUAAAGAGUCGGUUACAUUCCUAUAAUAUGUAUAUCAGUAUUAUCCAGGACACCGAUACAUUGAUGCAUUCAUUUUCUUUUCGACUUCUAUGAAAAUUGUUUUACACUCUAAUGCAGAAGUUUAAACAAUGAAAGCGCUCGUUUUUUAAUUUAAAAAAAGUAGUUGUUUUAUUUCUAUGCUUGUAUAUUAAGCUUAUCUUAGAUUAAUUUCUGUACUUUGUAUCUACUAAAAAAAGAGGAAAAGUUCUCUUUAAUUUGCUGUAGUCUUCAAAUAUUUUUGUUGAGUAGGAGGGGGUCUAAUAAAUAUUGAAUUUAAAAAAUAAAAACCCAUAUAUGAAAUACUGUGAAUAAUUGCCGAAAUAUACAGUGAAUGGCUAUCAAAGUCAUUGGAAUGUUAAAAUUUCUAUUUUUAAGAGAAAAUUUCUGUUCGAAAUUAUAUUGAUAAAUAUGAAAAUAAUGCAAUUAAAACACGAGAGAAUUUUAUUGAGAAUUUAAAAAAAUAUAUCAAGAUAUUCAGUUUUUUAAAAAAUUUAUAUAAAUAUUAUGUUGAAAACUUUUUUAACUGAUGAAACUAAUGCAGAUUUCAAAAUGCAUGUAUUUGCUUUAAAAUGGGAUUAUAAACCUCAAGUCCAUAAAUUAACGAUAUUCACAGUUUAUAUGAGUUAAGCUAAAUAAGCUCAAAAAAUUGCUAGAAAGAAAAAUGUUGUUUAAUAUUCAUACAGAACAAAAAUUCCUAACAGUUAAGGGAAAGUGUUCCUUGAAGCUAGGAAAAUAUAUUUUUCAAAAAAUUAAUAUAUAUGUAUUUAUGAAGAUCAAUAGAUAAUGUGCUUGAUCUGUACAGCUAAACCGUCAGUACGACGCCCAGGCAUUCUGAUCACUAAAUUACAAAACUGUUCUGUUGGUAUGCUACGAGAUCAGUACUAAUGAAGAUCUAGGAUAGAUCUAGAGGAUCGAUAAUGUACUGUAACCCAUCGUUCGAGUGUAUUUCAUACAACCGAACCAUACAACAUAACCCAGUUGAAAUCUGAAUAGAAAGCCAACUAUUACAAAUGGGUGAUGUCUUCUAAUGCAUUCAUCCUCUGAGCUCUAUAAGGAUGGAAGUUGUCAGCUAUUAAUGUAAAAUCCGCUUCCAUUAUGUUUCUUAUUAGACUAACAGGUUACAGAACGAUAUACGAUAAAUGUGGCUUUUUAUGAUUACAUAUUGGUUGGAGAUCUGUUCAAGAACCACAUUAAUGCCAUCCCAAACCAACAAUUCAGUGCCACUGCAACAAUGCUGUUUAGUGAAAUUUUCUUGAUUGCAGCAUGUACGAGCAUUAUACUUUCUGUAUAAAUAUAUGUUUUGAAUCGGAUUAAGAGGAAAAACUCGAAUUCCUCUGAAAAAUAACGCACAAGCCACUAUUUUGAUGUUCUCUGAACCAAGCUAACUGGCACUGAUCUGCCAUGAGUAGUGUACAUAACACAUGGUGUGAGCUUAUAGACUAUAUCCUCCCUACUAUUUGCUCACGAUUUUCCUGGAACUGUGAUAUCUAUAAAUUCCGACACCUUGUUGGGCAUUCCUGCUACAAUACUUUGUCAGUUGGUUUUGAUAAGUACUGCUAAAUAUCGGUUGUUUUGCAGGUUCCCUAAGUCAAUGAAAGUUUCGGGACCACCCCUUUCCCCUCUCUAACUUUAUGCUCCAGAUAUUUUUUAUCGAUUUAAUAUUUCUAUAAAAGUUAUAUGUAGCAAAUUCGAAUCAACUGGAGAAAAUUAAAUUUUGGGUUCCUUCCAAGAUAGAUAGUUUGAAGAUAAAUAGAUAGUCGCAUAUAAAGAAAAAUUCAAGAAUCAAAUUUAAAUUAAAAGUAAAGAAAAAAUACUUAAGAAUGCAAUUUAAAUAUUAUUUAAUUAUAAAAUUUUAUAUUUUUAAAUUAUAAAGCAUCAUGCUUUUUUAUUAUUUUUGAACGACGUAAAACUUGUAAGAUAUUUAUUUAAGAAUAUUUAAAUAAUGUUCUGACUUUUCAAUGUUGUUUGAUUUUACUUUUUCCGUGCAUAGCAUUUGCAAAUUAAAUGAAGGCAUAAAAUUAUUUUACUCAAGAAAUAUGGCAAAAAAGGCAUCGAAUUGCGGGGCCCCUAGGUUUGGUAAUUUGGCUCUAAUCGUAUAGUAUAUUUACAUGCAGAUUACUGAAAUACAUUCCUUUUCAGCAGGAGAGUUAAUGCUUGUCUAAACUUCUGCAUUUAAGUAGUUAUAAUUGGCUUAAUUAAGUACAAUGCAUCAGAAUUUCAGCAGUGUGUUAAUAGAAUUUUCAUCCUUAACAUUCCAUACAGUUGUGUGUGUGUAUUACUAUAAUUCUCCAUCAUUGCUCUGGUUUUUUGUGUAUAUCAAUGGUUGUUUUUUAAAUAUUUUUAAAGUUUUUUCUAUUAUUGUAAAGAGGAACAUUUUAUACAUUUAAAGAAAAUUUUAUUGCCUUUG
Messenger RNA from Argiope bruennichi, 9390 nucleotides. Its product is annotated as kelch-like protein 5. The record is from RefSeq and is a predicted model, not a curated record. The coding region runs from base 671 to 1942 and encodes 423 amino acids. Gene Ontology annotation, molecular function: protein binding. NCBI's taxonomy places the organism in Eukaryota, Metazoa, Arthropoda, Arachnida, Araneae, Araneidae. The transcript has 10 exons.